AUGUCUCUUUUUAGCAGGCCAUUUCUGAGGAGGUCCCGGCAGUUUUCGGUAACAAGGUAUGUGUAUUGGGCUAGAAAUCCCUCUCUUGGAAGAAACAUUAGGAUACCAUUAACAGCAAAACCAUUAAUAAGAGUAUACUCUAAUGAGCUGAAACCUGAAAAGGAGACUUCUUCGGGCAAAAAAUCAAAAAAACUAUCCAAUUUGAAAUACAUUACUGAGAGAGAUUCCCUGUUGGUGCAGACCAACAAUAUUUUCACAAAGCUCAAAAUUAAUAUACGAUGGUACUUGAAGAAGUCUACUCGGCCGUUUAAUUCAGACGAUAUAAGUGCGUUUGUCUCAUGGAUUCUUGUGAGUAACAUUUUCAUAUUCAUCUUUUGGACGACUACUUUUGUAUCAUUGGUCCUUUACUUAAUUAAUACCGUGUUUGCACAGGAAUAUCUCGCAAGUAAGAUCGGUAAAUUCAUUACCAAGAAUGAUUCGUUAUCAAUUGUUUUCGAGACCGCCAUUGUACCAGACUGGUCGUCUGGGAAAAUCAGCUUUCAAAAAGUCUUCGUCUCCAGAAGGCCAAAAAUCUCGCACAGCUUCACCAAGGGUUCACAGCAAGAUGCCCUGCAAAGAGCGAAGUUGGCCCUCAGUGAAAGAAUUUUAGUCAACCAGCAGGAUUUUGACAAUGGCAACUAUACCCAAUUUGACCUGACAAUCGACCAAGUGGACAUAUCGCUGAAUUUCAGAAAAUGGAUCAAUGGGAAGGGUAUCCUAGACGAAGUGACUAUCAACGGGCUCAGAGGAGUUAUAGACAGAACACAUGUGGUGUGGAGAAAAGAUGACGACCCUAAGAACUAUUUAAACGUCUAUCAACCGGGCGAUUUUGAAAUAUCAAAAUUUACCAUGAACGACGUCCUUUGCACACUGUACCAGCCAAACGGGUUCAGGCCGUUCCAGAUAAGUAUAUUUAACUGUGAUCUACCGCAAUUAAGGAAGCACUGGUUGUUCUAUGAUAUUUUAAAUGCAAACAAUAUCAAUGGUACCUACGAUAAUUCCAUGUUCACCAUCCACAAAAAGUUCAGAACAGAUGACCAACAUCAGGAUCCCACCUUGUUGUGGAAACAAAUGACAAGGUUUAGAGUAGACAAUCUUGACAUUGAUCAUCUGAACGCUGGUAUUGAAGGACCCUUUGGAUGGAUCAGUGAAGGUCGUGUAAACAUGAUCGGCGACGUUCUUUUACCAGACGAGGAUGCGGCAUCAGAUUCACUGCAAUUGACCGAAAUCCUCACUGAAAUAGGAGAUCGCCUGAUCAAAGAAGCCAAAAGGUACACUUCAUCUUUGCCUCUAGUUGGACCAGGAUUUUCCCAUGCCGUCGACAAAAUUGAUCCGAAUGACUACUUUAUUAUGGACUUUUCUCUAAGAUUAUACAAUGUCAAAGCAGAAGUGCCUUUGUUCACUUCGGGAUUAACAUAUAUCAACAGCGCAUUGAUAAGGCCUAUUGUCGGAUACAUCAAUUCUCACAGAACAUAUAUCCCCAUUAAAUGCCGUAUUGUAAAAAAGAAGUCCGAUUUUGAAGGCUCAUGGACCAUCUACGAUUCAUACCUCAUGCGAGAUCUAAGUGCUGAGGCGUACGACGCCUUUGCCAACUACGUUGCAGACGAUGAAAAGAGGUCAUUGCGCUUGAGAAGGGUUGGAUUUUGGUCGCUGCAGCUUAUACUCCAAGUGAUCUUGAUGAGUCUCGGUGCCAUUGCAUAA
Messenger RNA from Saccharomyces mikatae IFO 1815, 1740 nucleotides. RefSeq names its product Mdm31p (gene MDM31). The coding region runs from base 1 to 1740 and encodes 579 amino acids. The record is from RefSeq and is a predicted model, not a curated record. Gene Ontology annotation, cellular component: mitochondrial inner membrane. Gene Ontology annotation, biological process: mitochondrion inheritance. NCBI's taxonomy places the organism in Eukaryota, Fungi, Ascomycota, Saccharomycetes, Saccharomycetales, Saccharomycetaceae. The transcript has a single exon.